Molecule: messenger RNA, 1047 nt
Organism: Aspergillus saccharolyticus JOP 1030-1
Lineage: Eukaryota; Fungi; Ascomycota; Eurotiomycetes; Eurotiales; Aspergillaceae
Product: Elongator subunit IKI1
Exons: 3
Coding region: 1-1047 (348 amino acids)
Biological process (GO): tRNA wobble uridine modification
Cellular component (GO): cytosol; nucleus; elongator holoenzyme complex
Molecular function (GO): tRNA binding
Source: RefSeq, a predicted model, not a curated record
AUGGCUCCCACCAAUACUUCCCACAGACAGACUCAUAAUCUGCUCUUGAUCUCAAAGCUUCUCAGUCUCAGAGAUACCGCGUCACCCCUCGCGCUGGUACUGGAUUCUCUAGAGCAGCCCGCAACACCGCUAAUCAAGGAAUAUAUCCGGCGCGCAAAGCUAUCUAAAGUCCAUAUCACGUUUGUCGCAUUCGAGACGCUUCAGCCAUUGGAGGGCGUCGACGCCUUUGUUGCAGCUCGAAAGAAAAGUCCCUUGGAAAUAGUUAGGGCCGUCAAUGCAGCUCACACAAAUGUCUCUACCAGCGGUCCCGUCCGCAGGCGCCUGAUCCUGAUCGAUGCCAUUAACCCACUUCUCCAUGCGCGAAGAACCGACGCACACUUCAACAUAUCCUCAUUCCUGAGCUCAUUCCUCAUGCCCCAGAGCCCAACAGCCUCCAAAGUUGAAGCCUCGCUCGUCGUCACUUUCCACCAAGAUGUCCCUAGCCCGCCCCCUCCGUCGCCUUACACCCCAUCGCCCCUCUCCAUGUUGACCUACCUCGCAACCACCAUCGUCCGCCUUCACUCGUUCUCUCACAUAUUAGCUCAGAAGGCUGCUCGUGAUAGGAGUCUGGUUCCGCCCGUUUUUGGUCUGGAAGAGGAGCAAGACGGCGUGCUGCUGGGCAGGUUAGACAAGCCUGUCGGCAAUGAUUCAGCCCAAGGUGUGGUACUAGAGCUGGAGCACCGAAGAAAGAGUGGCCGUGGCGUUCUGGAGUGGUACAUCCUCCCGCCAGCUUCGCACUAUCCUCGGCAGUAUGCAAAGGAAAUCGUAACGUUAUUGGACGAUCACCCCUUGUAUCGCCCACCACAGGAGCCAAGUUUCGGUGCCGGAGAAGAAGAACCCGAAUCGACUUUCGAGCUUCGUCUUACAGAUAGACAGAGAAGGGAUCGUGAGGGUGUGGUGCUGCCGUACUUCGAUGCACAGCAGGGUGACGGUCCAGGCGAAGGAGGCCGGAUUUUGUACGAUAUGGGUGAGGAAGACGACUUUGAUGAGGAGGAGGAUGAGAUCUGA